ACAGGAGCUAGGGACGUGACAAAAGGGAAAAUAACUUUUUUUUAAUUCCAGCGAUCCCUAGAACCCGGCCUGAUAAAGCAGUCUCGAGCCUAAUCGCAAAGCAUUUAAAGCUCCACAACCUGGACCCUACACCAGCAUCUACGAUACUUAACUAGCCCCGGCGGCGUUAGGGACGAGAAACCCAGCCCCUGGCUCUAAACUAGACAGCCAAUCCAAACUGCCAGAAUCGGUGAAUGUACACUUUCCUCCAGCUCGUGACUACAAUUUCCGGCAUCCAUUGGGCUCCAAGGUCCGCCCCCUUGCCUGGGGGCAGAGCCCAGGACGCACCUCCCAGCGGCCGCUCGCCUCUCCCCCUCGUGGCAGACAGUGGUGCGGGGGGCAGGUUGCGGGGAGUACCAUGUGGUGCAGUGACUCUGGUUGCCGGCUUUGGUCCUUCUGAACUUCUCAGUUCUGUGAGCCUGCGCCCAGCAGAGAUGCCGAAAGUCAAGUCGGGGGCGAUCGGCCGGCGCCGCGAGCGGCAGGAACAGCGCCGGGAGGUGAAGAGCGCCGGAGGACUUAUGUUCAACACGGGGAUUGGGCAACACAUUCUGAAAAAUCCUCUCGUUGUUAACAGCAUUAUCGAUAAGGCUGCCUUAAGACCAACUGAUGUGGUCCUGGAAGUUGGACCUGGAACCGGCAACAUGACUAUAAAGUUGUUAGAAAAGGCAAAAAAGGUAGUUGCCUGUGAACUUGACCCAAGGCUAGUAGCUGAACUUCACAAAAGAGUUCAGGGCACAUCUCUGGCCAGCAAACUUCAAGUUAUGGUGGGUGAUGUGUUGAAAACAGAUUUACCAUUCUUUGAUGCUUGUGUGGCAAACUUGCCGUAUCAGAUCUCUUCUCCUUUUGUCUUCAAGCUGUUGCUGCACCGACCUUUCUUCAGAUGUGCUAUACUUAUGUUUCAAAGAGAAUUUGCUCUCCGACUGGUUGCAAAACCUGGAGAUAAGUUAUACUGCAGACUCUCUAUUAAUACACAGCUGUUAGCACGUGUAGACCAUCUAAUGAAAGUCGGAAAGAAUAACUUCAGACCACCACCCAAGGUAGAAUCCAGUGUUGUAAGAAUAGAACCUAAGAAUCCACCACCACCUAUCAAUUUUCAGGAAUGGGAUGGCCUAGUGAGAAUCACCUUUGUUAGGAAAAACAAGACACUGUCUGCUGCAUUUAAGUCAAGUGCUGUGCAACAGCUGCUGGAAAAAAACUACAGAAUUCACUGUUCAGUCCAUAAUACUAUAAUACCAGACGAUUUCAGCAUAGCAGAUAAAAUACAGCAAAUCCUAACCAACACAGGUUUUAGUGACAAACGGGCCCGUUCCAUGGACAUAGAUGACUUCAUUAGAUUGCUACAUGGAUUCAAUGCAGAAGGUAUCCAUUUUUCUUAGGUAUCUGGAAAGCAGAAUUUUUCAAGGUCAAGAAAACUGGAAUUUAUAUAUUUUUAACAGACUGAGAAUAUACGAACUGUUUUAUACCACUGGGACAAUAUUUGCUUGACUACU
Trichechus manatus latirostris (Florida manatee) is the source of this 1529-nucleotide messenger RNA. It is a transcript of the gene DIMT1, whose product is annotated as DIM1 rRNA methyltransferase and ribosome maturation factor. NCBI's taxonomy places the organism in Eukaryota, Metazoa, Chordata, Mammalia, Sirenia, Trichechidae. The coding region runs from base 234 to 1415 and encodes 393 amino acids. Gene Ontology annotation, cellular component: nucleolus. The transcript has 12 exons. The record is from RefSeq and is a predicted model, not a curated record. Gene Ontology annotation, molecular function: rRNA (adenine-N6,N6-)-dimethyltransferase activity. Gene Ontology annotation, biological process: rRNA methylation.